This is a messenger RNA of Erpetoichthys calabaricus (reedfish), 2456 nucleotides long. It is a transcript of the gene st3gal5, whose product is annotated as ST3 beta-galactoside alpha-2,3-sialyltransferase 5. NCBI's taxonomy places the organism in Eukaryota, Metazoa, Chordata, Cladistia, Polypteriformes, Polypteridae. The record is from RefSeq and is a predicted model, not a curated record. Bases 251 to 1426 code for a protein of 391 amino acids. The transcript has 8 exons. Gene Ontology annotation, molecular function: lactosylceramide alpha-2,3-sialyltransferase activity.
AAAUGUAAUGGGAGGGUGCUAUAAUACAGUACAAGCCGGGCUCCCGAAAAUUGUCUGUUCGAUAACUGUGAGUGGGGGGUUUGCUUGAAGAGUAAUGUGUGGCGAUGCAUCCUUAUUGUGGAUUCCUUACAAUGAAAGCUAAAGGCUGAUGGAGUGGUCUUUAUGUAAGAGUUGGUGACCAAGAUGAAAUGUAAACAAGAAGGAGAGGAUAAAAACAGUUCCAGAUUACCAAGAUUUGUAUCCAACACUAAUGAGGUUAAGACAAACCACUCUAAAUGCAGUGUGGAAUAGAAAGCCAUAUGAAGUGCCAAAUAAAAACAUGCCAAGGGCCAUGGUUUUAUACAGAGGUAUAUUCAGGAUUGGAAUUGUCUUCACAGUUUUCAUCAUCACUCUGCGUUGGUUUAUUCUCUACAAAGCUCCCAGUGAAUCCAGACCAUGGGAGCAGAACAGCAUUGAUCCGAACUAUGUCGAGAUUGUCCAAAAGUUUGUAUCUAAAGUCUUGCAGCAGGAGUGCAUUCCAUCUUCAGUUAGAAAAAACAUGUCAGUCUUGUUUUCUGGAAAAUACAAACCUUACAUCCUUCCUUUUCUGACAAAGGAUACGAUUCUUAAUGACACAAUAUUCCAGUACUUUCCACCUUUUGGAUUUAAUAAUCUUCAACAUAAACUGGAAGAGAUUUUAAGUCUUUUUCCUGAUUUACCGAAAAAUAAAGUCACAGUGGAACCCUGUAAACGUUGUGUUGUGGUAGGAAGUGGCGGAAUUCUACGUGGAUUAGAGCUUGGUCAUCUGCUGGAUCAAUUUGAUGUGAUAAUCAGACUGAACAAUGCUCCAGUCAAAGACUUUUCCAAAGAUGUUGGCACCAGAACUACAAUCAGAAUGAGUUAUCCCGAAGGAUCCCCCAAAAUAUGGGAUGAUUUUGAUCCUGAUGUAUUGUUUGUUGCUGUCAUUUACAAAAGAGUUGACUUUAACUGGCUUAAAGCAAUGGUAACAAAAGAACAAUUGUCUUUAUUUGACUGGAUUUUCUUUUGGCAAGAAGUUGCAGGAAGUAUUCCCAUCAAACCCUCACAGUUUCGAAUCUUAAACCCUGAAAUAGUCAUUCAAACGGCUAUGGACCUUCUUCAGCUCCCGCCCCCUCGCUGGAAACUGUGGGGUCAGGACCAGAAUGUACCCACGGUGGGAGUCAUUGCUUCAAUUAUGGCUACAUACCUUUGUGAUGAGGUGAGUUUGGCAGGUUUUGGAUAUGACCUCAGCCAACCAGAAGCACCCCUGCAUUACUAUGAAAGUACUCGUAUGGAUGCUAUGAAAAGUCAGACAAUGCAUAAUGUGGACACUGAAAGACAGUUUCUGGCAUCCUUGGUGAAAGCUGGUGUGAUUAAGGACCUCACUGGUGGCAUACACUGUACAUUCUGCAAAAUGAAGACUUUGUAGCUUUAUUCAUCUGAAACAUUUUUUUUAGCCUUUAUGAUAAUUUAAAUAGUCCAGUAUCAGUAUUUUAUAUAUUUAUUUUUCAACAAUGUCAUAAAAUUAAUAAAUUAUACAAAUUUAUAGCAUUGUUGAAAGUAAUUUACAAGCUGUGUUGUUCGUUUGUACAGUAUGCCCAAUGUUGCUGAAGUAGAUUGCCUUCAUAUGAAACAAUAGACAAUGCUGCUACUGGUCAUUCUUUAGAAAUGUAUCUGUAUUGAAAUGAAUGCACUUUUUUGAGCUACAUCUAGGAAUGUUUUACAGAUAUUUAAUGCUCACUUUUAAUAGAUUUAGAUGUAGAUUUCAGACUUGAUGCUGUAGUGUUAUCCUACUGGUACAUAAGGUAUGUAUUGUGAAAUAUUUUUCAAGCUUUACUUAUCUUUAAAUACAGUAGAAAUAAUUGCUUCAUGAUGUUAAUUUCCUAUAAUUACCCUUUGAAAUGAAAGAACAAAAACAAUCUUAACUGCUCUACAGUAAGCUACCUUUAAGCCUGUGUGAAAUAUCUGUUAUCAUGACCUCCUCUGCUGUGAGCCAUGUAUCUUUUAUUCCAGCAAUACUUCAAACUUCUGAUUUUAGACAUAGCAAUGUCAUAAAUAAGCAGUGGCACUGAUGCAAGUGGUAUACAGUAUAACCUUAAAUAUUUCAAAAGCAUUUUUCUCUUAUAUUUUGCCCUAAAUUUAUUUCUCACCAGCUGUUUCUUUUCUCUUUCCAUUCUGGUAAAAAUGAAAUAUGAGUAAUUGUCUAUGCAGUUUAUUAUUUUAUUAUCUUGUUUCAGAUCUAUCCAGUUCAUUUUGGUAAAUCAGUGUUCAGGUUCAUUUUUUCAGUCAAACAUUUUCUUUUUUCCUCUUCACUUCUGUUCCAGAACUUAACACUUGAAUAGUAUUAUAUUUGUGACAAAUUCAGUAUUAUAGAUUUUUCCAAAGUCUAGUACCGGAAUGUCUUAAAAGUGGGUUUGUCUUUGAGCACCAUUACUGUAUUAAAAAUAUGUUGUUUUUUA